UUGAGAACAGCUGAUUUCAUGGAACUUGGGUUUGUAGAUUUUUUUUUAAUAGAGAUAGGUGAAAAUAAAAUAGCCUAAAUUAUUUAGAAUUACUUGGUUUUUGGUGAGUAAUAUAGUCACAUGGUUCAAAGUUUAAAAGCACGAGAAGGCAUACAGUGACAGUCUUGUUCUCGCUUCGGCAGUUCACCCACCCAGUUCUCCUGUCUCUGCGGACACCUCCCAUGCCUGUGCAACCACUGUUGGUUUCUUUGGAAUUCUUCCAGAGUUUCUUGGGAAGCUACUUUGCCAGCCACUUCAUCAUGGGAGGAGAGAAGUUUGACUCCACUCACCCCGAAGGUUACUUGUUCGGAGAGAACAGCGAUCUGAACUUCCUGGGGAACAGACCAGUGGUGUUUCCUUAUGCUGCCCCACCUCCCCAAGAACCAGUGAAGACUCUGAGAAGCCUGAUCAACAUUCGAAAGGACACGCUAAGACUCGUCAAAUGCGCUGAGGAAGUGAAGGCCCCCGGAGAAGAGGCCAGCAGAGCCAAAGUCCACUACAACGUGGAGUUCACCUUUGACACUGACGCUCGUGUGGCCAUCACCAUCUAUUAUCAGGCCACUGAAGAGUUCCAGAAUGGUAUUGCCAGCUACAUCCCCAAAGACAACAGCCUACAGUCGGAGACGGUGCACUACAAGCGAGGCGUGUGCCAGCAGUUCUGCCUGCCCUCCCACACCGUGGACCCCUCCGACUGGGCGGAGGAGGAGCUUGGCUUCGAUCUGGACAGAGAAGUUUAUCCGUUAGUGGUCCACGCUGUGGUGGAUGAAGGAGACGAGUAUUUUGGCCAUUGCCAUGUACUGCUGGGCACUUUUGAAAAGCACACGGAUGGAACUUUCUGUGUCAAGCCCCUCAAACAGAAACAAGUCGUAGAUGGGGUCAGCUACCUCCUUCAGGAGAUCUAUGGAAUUGAAAACAAGUACAACACGCAAGAUUCAAAGGUGGCUGAGGAUGAAGUGAGCGAUAACAGUGCCGAGUGUGUGGUGUGCCUGUCGGAUGUCCGGGACACCUUGAUCCUGCCGUGUCGCCACCUCUGCCUGUGUAACACCUGUGCAGACACCCUGCGCUACCAGGCCAACAACUGCCCCAUCUGCCGCCUGCCCUUCCGGGCAUUGCUGCAGAUCCGAGCCAUGAGGAAAAAACUGGGCCCCUUGUCCCCAACCAGCUUUAACCCCAUCAUCUCCUCCCAGACGUCUGACUCGGAGGAGCAUUCGUCCUCAGAGAACAUUCCUCCAGGCUAUGAAGUGGUGUCUCUUCUGGAGGCCCUCAACGGGCCCCUCACCCCGUCCCCUGCGAUCCCUCCACUCCACGUGCUUGGAGAUGGCCACCUCUCAGGAAUCCUGCCUUCCUAUGGCAGCGACGGCCACCUGCCCCCUGUCCGGACGCUCUCCCCGCUCGACCGCCUGUCUGACUGCAGCAGCCAAGGACUCAAGCUCAAAAAGAGUCUCUCCAAAUCCGUCUCCCAGAAUUCUUCUGUGUUGCAUGAAGAGGAAGAUGAGCUUUCUUGCAGUGAAUCUGAGACGCAGCUCUCCCAGAGGCCCUCAGCUCAGCAGCUGGGAGAGGAAUGUGGUGUAACUCCAGAAAGUGAGAAUCUUACCCUGUCGUCGUCAGGAGCUGUUGGCCAGUCGUCUUGCACAGAGACGCCUCUCUCUUCCACAAUUUCCUCCCCGGAAGACCCCGCCAGCAGCAGCCUGGCCCAGUCGGUCAUGUCCAUGGUGUCCUCCCAGAGCCAGCACUCCCAGAUCAGCACCGACACGGUCUCCUCCAUGUCCGGCUCCUACAUCGCGCCUGGCACUGAAGAGGAGGGCGAGGCUCUCCCUUCCCCCCAGGCCGCCAGCGAGGCCCCUUCAGAAGAAGGAGAGAUGAUGCCAGCAGCAUCUCCAGACAGCAACUCCGUCAGCCUCGCUGAAGGGCAGGAUGCAGAGGGAAAUGAUGUUAUAGAGGAAGAGGAUGGAUCACCCACGCAAGAAGAUGGCCAGAGGACAUGCGCAUUUCUAGGUAUGGAGUGUGACAAUAACAAUGACUUUGACAUCGCAAGCGUGAAAGCACUGGACAAUAAGCUGUGCUCUGAGGUCUGCUUACCCGGUUCCUGGCAGGCCGAUAACAACGUCAGUCGUCGGAACACGCAGCACCGGCGCUUGUCAUCCGGCAGCCUGGAAGACCCUGAGAGCAGGCCCUGUGUGUGGGGCCCUUUGGCCAUCUGAGAGCCCAGCCCCUGUACCAGGACUCCUCUCCGUCCUCGCCUUCCGUCCUGGCCUCCCGGGACCACUGGCCUCCUGGGCAUCCUCAGCAAGACACAGGGAGACUUUUCAUAUCCACGUGAAAGCUGGAUGUUGAGGUCACUUGCUCCUUCUCCCAGCCUCGUCUCCUUCUAUACCCCUGCUCCUUCCCCUCCCAGAAGGGACUGGAAGCCUCCUUGCUCCUUGUGGUCUAAAGUCACUUGAUGAACUGCGGCUCUUGAGACCCUUUGCUGAGACCCUCUGGAAUAUUUCCACCGUAUCUUGGUCUUCAGGUGGAGCCAUGGUCCACAGGCUGGUUGUUUCUUGUGCGUCUUUUUGCUCCUUUAGAAGGUAGACCAAGAAGAUUUGGAGUUUUGACAGCUUCGUUGCAAACACCCAUCUGGCAUUUUCACGUCUCUGGGGCAUCGUGACCAAUUUGAAACGUCUGACUUGGGGUGGGGUUGGGGGAUGACUUCUGUGAGAAGGGAAAGCCAUAUUUCACUCUAAGUGGAAUUUCCCUCAAAAAGCAUUAGGAGCUCCCUUCUCAAGGACGAGAAACAGCGGCAACAAAGAUUGGUUGAAAAAACAGUUCUUGCUUCUGCUA
Molecule: messenger RNA, 2859 nt
Organism: Equus quagga
Lineage: Eukaryota; Metazoa; Chordata; Mammalia; Perissodactyla; Equidae
Gene: RNF157
Product: ring finger protein 157
Exons: 19
Coding region: 222-2240 (672 amino acids)
Biological process (GO): protein ubiquitination
Cellular component (GO): cytoplasm
Molecular function (GO): ubiquitin protein ligase activity
Source: RefSeq, a predicted model, not a curated record